CAGCGUCCGUCUUCCUUUAUAUUUUUUAAAAAACCUUUUCAGUUAUCCUUUGGAUUAUUUUUUCUAAAAACUCUUACAAUGCCUUACUGAGAGGUCACUUUUUUUUGUUUUUGUUAAUGUCUCUCCCCACCAAACGCUCUGCCACUGCUGCUGCCACCCCGUCUUCCUCCACCGCCGCCGGCUCCUCCUCUAGUUUCCCGCCGAUGAAGAAGGCCAAGUCUCAGGCCCUCUCCGCCUGCUCUCCUCUCGACCCCUCCUCCAACAAGAACGGUCUCCACCACCAUUUCAGCGCUCCUAAUUCCGCCGAUAACGAUGUCCUCUUCGAGCCUUCCUCCAUGGCCCUCGACGACGAUCCUAAGCUCGUCGAUGCCGCUCCUCCCGCCGCAGCUAAUUUGUCUCGCAAAAAGGCCAUCCUUCCCCAACCGGCCAAGAAGCUUGUCAUCAAGCUCCUUAAAGCUAAACCCACACUGCCUUCAAACUUCGAGGAGAAUACAUGGGCGAAGCUGCAGUCAGCAAUUAAAGCUAUAUUCUUAAAGCAACCAGCUUCUUGUGAACUGGAGAACCUUUAUCAGGCUGUCAAUGAUCUUUGCCUGCACAAGAUGGGGGGAAGUUUAUAUCAGCGUAUUGAAAAUGAGUGCGAGACUCACAUUUCUGCAGCCCUACAAUCCUUGGUUGGCCAAAGCCCAGAUUUGCUAGUUUUCUUAUCACUCGUUGAGAGAUGCUGGCAGGACUUCUGUGACCAGAUGCUGAUGAUUAGGGGGAUUGCAUUGUAUCUAGAUAGAACAUAUGUUAAACAAACCCCCAAUGUGCGGUCUCUUUGGGAUAUGGGAUUGCAGCUUUUCCGACGACAUCUUUCAUCAUCUCCUGAAGUUGAGAAUAAGACAGUAAAUGGCCUUCUGCAGAUGAUUCAAAGAGAAAGAUUAGGUGAAGCAGUUGAUAGGACACUACUGAACCAUCUUCUGAAGAUGUUUACGGCUCUCGGAAUUUAUCCAGAGAGCUUUGAGAGACCAUUCCUUGAAUGCACAUCUGAAUUUUAUGCUACUGAAGGCAUGAAGUACAUGCAGCAAUCGGACGUUCCAGAUUACUUGAAGCAUGUCGAGAUAAGGUUGCAUGAGGAGCAUGACAGAUGCUUACUUUACCUUGACGCAAGCACUAGGAAGCCGCUAAUAGCAACCACAGAGAGGCAGCUUCUUGAGCGGCAUAUAUCCGCGAUUCUUGAUAAGGGUUUCAUGGUACUGAUGGAUGGGCAUAGAAUUGAAGACCUCCAGAGGAUGUACUCCUUGUUCUUGAGGGUCAAUGCCCUUGAAUCAUUAAAGCAGGCCCUUAGUUCAUAUGUUAGGAGAACUGGGCAGGCCAUUGUUAUGGACGAAGAGAAGGACAAGGAUAUGGUUCCAUCUUUAUUAGAAUUUAAGGCUUCUCUGGACUCAAUAUUGGCAGAAAGCUUUGCCAAGAAUGAAGCAUUUUGCAAUACCAUCAAGGAUUCAUUUGAGCAUCUGAUUAAUCUUCGCCAGAACCGUCCAGCAGAGCUGAUUGCUAAGUUUUUGGAUGAGAAACUUCGUGCUGGAAACAAGGGUACUUCUGAAGAUGAGUUGGAGGGUACACUUGAUAAAGUUUUAGUUUUGUUUAGGUUUAUCCAGGGCAAAGAUGUUUUUGAAGCAUUUUACAAGAAGGAUCUUGCAAAACGACUAUUGUUGGGGAAAAGUGCUUCCAUUGAUGCAGAGAAAUCUAUGAUAUCUAAGCUCAAAACUGAGUGUGGCAGCCAAUUCACUAACAAGCUUGAAGGGAUGUUCAAGGAUAUUGAGCUAUCUAAGGAAAUCAAUGAAUCUUUCAAACAGUCGUAUCAAGGAAGAAAUAUGUCGACUUUGCAGGAUGAGCUAUCUAAGGAAACCAAGGAGUCUUUAAAACAGUCGUCUCAAGCAAGAGAAAAACUUCCAUCAGGAAUUGAGAUGAGUGUCCAUGUCUUAACAACUGGUUACUGGCCCACGUACCCGCCAAUGGAUGUCAGGCUUCCUCAGGAACUGAAUAACUACCAGGUUAUUUUCAAGGAAUUUUACCUGAGCAAACACAGUGGAAGGCGAUUAAUGUGGCAGAAUUCCCUAGGACAGUGUGUACUGAAAGCAGAGUUUCCAAAGGGGAGAAAGGAGCUUGCAGUAUCUCUGUUCCAGACUGUGGUUUUGAUGCUGUUCAAUGAUGCACAAAGGUUGAGCUUCCAAGAUAUCAAAGAUGCUACCGGCAUAGAGGACAAGGAAUUAAGGAGGACCCUGCAAUCCCUGGCUUGUGGAAAAGUUCGGGUCCUGCAAAAGAUUCCCAAAGGAAGGGAUGUUGAAGACGGUGAUUCAUUUGAGUUCAAUGAUACAUUCACUGCCCCACUCUACCGCAUAAAGGUCAAUGCUAUCCAAAUGAAGGAAACCGUGGAGGAGAACACAAGUACCACUGAGAGAGUAUUUCAGGAUCGUCAAUACCAGGUGGAUGCUGCAAUUGUUCGGAUAAUGAAAACUCGGAAGUUGCUGAGUCACACGCUCCUUAUCACCGAACUUUUCCAGCAGCUGAAGUUCCCAAUAAAGCCGGCGGAUUUGAAGAAGAGAAUAGAGAGCCUGAUCGACAGAGAGUACUUAGAGAGGGACAAGAACAAUCCACAAUUAUACAAUUACCUCGCCUAACCUUAAACAUGCCUUUUUUUUGCUUAAUUCACUCCAUACCCAAUCUUCUUUUCUCUUCUUUCGUUUAUCUUUCUUUCUUUGCUGGUGGUGUAAAUGACAGGACGAAAUUUCGUUCGAGGGACAUUGAAGUCGCAGUCAGAUAUUACUGUACAGUAGUAAAAUUGUAGCAGAUUCUUCUUCUUUCAUAUCACGUCUGCUGCAGUAAACACCUGUAAUUGUAAAAUAUACUUCUUUCCCGGUGCUCAUCCUUUUUUUUUUUUUUAUAACUUUCUCGUCUCCCGUUCCUUGUGGUCUUUCUCUUUCAGCAAUGAAUAGAA
This is a messenger RNA of Linum tenue, 2977 nucleotides long. Lineage: Eukaryota; Viridiplantae; Streptophyta; Magnoliopsida; Malpighiales; Linaceae. The record is from the annotation of a GenBank genome assembly.